CUAGGCGGACCGGUGCAUUUGCGCUUUCGAGUAUAGUUUGCUCGGGACUUUGUUUUGUGGCGAUGUGUUGACGGAGCAGCUCACUAGGUUAACAGAGUUGUUUUAUUUUCAGCCUGUUAGUCGACCCGAAGAAGCCGUCCUUUAACCAUGGGGAUCCUCAUAUCAAGAUUCAAGCGGAAGAAGACCACGCUAGAGAUUCUAGAAAAGCUUGAGAAAGAUAUUACUGACAUUGAGAGGUACCGAACAAACACAGAACAAAGACAACGUCGAAUCGUUGGUCAACUAAUUGUGUAUUCUGUGGGUGCUUAUGUACUAGCUGCUGCUAUAUUUUAUUUUUACUGGUUUCCAAGCACCCUACGAGAACAACUUAUUUGUGUUGCUCCCUUGCUUCUCUUUCCUAUUUUGGUCAUAUUUCUGAAGAGAAUAGUGACGUUUUAUUACUCACGGAAAAUCACUAAAAAUGAACAGAAGUUAUCUGACUUGCGAGCUGACAAGAAACAAAUUCUUGAAGAUGUCAUGGAUAAAGAGACAUACAAAGUUGCUCGCACCAUUUUAGAGAAGUUUGCUCCUGAGCAGUUAAGGUCCAAAGGGAUGGAACAACACUUAACCCCCAUGAAACCAAAUCAAGUUAAAGGUCCUCAGAAUUCUGCUGUGAGACCAACACCGCUUCAAUCGUCAACACCUGUUCGUCCUGUGCCUCCCGGUGUUGCCCCUUCAGAAUUGCGAAGGCGGACCUUACCCUCAGCACUGGGUAACCCAGGUACCAAUGUGGGACCUCCUUCCUCACUUUCAUCAGAGUCUCUUUCUUCUGCUGCUCUGCAGCGUUCUCAGUUUCUUUCGGGUACUCCAGUACACAGGCCCUCAGUCAAUGGACAGAGUUUCUCUUCUGAUUUCCGUCCACCUGGUCCACCUUUGCCUCGACCUGUUCUUCCAAGGGAGCGCACUUAUUUUGAGCGUGUUGUUGAAUAUGUAGUGGGGGAUGGUCCAGCAAAUCGUUUUGCUCUAAUUUGUUCCUCAUGUGAUUCUCACAAUGGAAUGGCUUUGAAGGAGGAGUUUGAGUAUCUACCUUUCAGAUGUUGUUACUGUCAUUAUUUCAACCCAGCACGCAAGCAGCGUCCUCAGGCACCUCGCCUGUCCCCUAUAUCUGGCCUCAAGAGUCAAGGACUCGGGCAAAAUUCAGUGAACACAACUAAAAAUCCUGAAACUUCAGAGUCAGAGAAAAAUAGUGGUUCUGAUAGUAGCAGUGAUGAAGAUUCAGGACCUGAGCUUCUUCCAAAAGAUGAAGCGGACAUUCGAAAAACAGAGCAAGGCACUGAAAAUAAAGAAGAGACAACUCUUGAUAGAGAGGCAGAAGAGUUUCUAAGCAAGCUUGCAGAAAGAGAGAAAGUUGAUGAAGAGAGUGCAACAGCAUCUACAAAAGAGGAUUAAAAUUUAUGUGUAUCAAACUGACUCUGUUUUUUACAACUUUAUCGUUGAGGUAUGUAAGCAAGUUUCAGCAAAAUUUGCAAACUGUUUAUCUUCUCUCUAUGAAAUUUGAUGUUGAUGUUUUAUUUGUGAUUAUAUGUGAGAGUUUGGCUUAGCACUUAAUUUGCUUUAUAAAUUUCCCUCUUGUAAUUUUAUUUGUGUAACAAAUUACGCUUGUAUUAUACAAUUUUAACAAUACAAGAGAAAAGAACAAGGUAGUCUCCUGUUCUAGCCAUGUGUACGACACCAAACUGUCUCGCAGUAUUUUUGUAUUAUUGCUUCAGGCAAGUUUCCUCUGUAGGUAAUUUAUCCUCCAUGGUCUCUCAACUUGUAUACUGUCCAUAUGGAACCUUUCAGAUUUUGAGGAUCUCUUUUGAGUGUUUCCUUCUACUGAAUUGUAUUGUAGAUCCCUUCUUUUGGUGUUCAGCUUAAGUGUUCAUUUUAGGCUUCUGCAAUUGUAACCCAUAUAUGUGCAGGUGGAAGAAUCUCCAUCACUUCUCUGUUCAUAUAGAACACUGUUAAUUCUGAUUGCUUAAAACCUGCUAUAUUAUAUUUUAAACUCAGUGAUUGUGGAAUCCCUUCCUCCUUUGAAUUUGGGCUUGUUACCAGCUAGAUUGCAAUAAUCUUGUGUCAAGUUAUCUUGACUUUUCUCUCACAUAGUAUAUUGAAAGAUUAUCUGACACAUUUUUACUAUGAUGCGACUCUAGCUUUGGUCUUGGAAUGGUUCCAUUUGAAAUCUCUUCUUGAAGUGGAGGGUCUCCAUAAUUACUCUUUAAGGUUAUUAUGAUGCUGUCAAUUUGUGGGGUCUAUUAAUUUAUUUUUCUGAUUAUUUUAAGUUUUAUACUUAGUAAUUCCUCUAAGUGCCUUGACUGUAUUGUAAUCCUUGAACAUAUUUGCUAAUCUAGUCACUGUGCAGACCCUACCUCUUAAAAAUGCCUAAUCUUCUUGUGAUUGUGUUAAAUGUAAAUGUUUUGUGUCCAAAGCCAUUGGCUUUGAUUUCCCUUUUCAAAACUGUUUAGUUUGACAUUUUUUUCUAUCUUGAUUAAUUUGAUAAAAUUAAAAUUGUUAUGUGUUCCCUCCCAGCCUACCUUUAAUUUUAAUGUCUUAAGAGAUCUACUAACUUCCUUAUUUGCAGUGAGUGUUAUCUAUCACACAGUUUUGUUCAGAUGUGAUCUUUGUUUAUUUGACGUUGACCUGUAUCAAUUGUGGCUUUACACUUAGCAGCUUUUUGCUUUUGAAUUAGGUAGGGUUGUUGGAGUCAAUAUUCAUAGAGCAAUGUUUACCAUUGAGACUGAUGAUUAUUCCCUGUUUAGUGGUUGAAAAUAUGUGCCAAGAAAAAUUAUUCCCUGAGGGAUGGAAAAAUUUUAACUAGAUGUACUAUAUGUAAUAUUUUCUUGUAAAAUCCAGUCAAUUUAAUGCUGCCUCAUACUUGAAGCCUGUAUAAAGACCAAACCACCCUCUUUAUCGUCUCAGUACAACCUUGUUUCUGAACUGACAAGUUUUUAGAAAUAAAAUAAUUUAAAUUUUUUUGAAUGGA
Thrips palmi is the source of this 3001-nucleotide messenger RNA. It is a transcript of the gene Lnpk, whose product is annotated as endoplasmic reticulum junction formation protein lunapark-A. The record is from RefSeq and is a predicted model, not a curated record. The coding region runs from base 148 to 1428 and encodes 426 amino acids. The transcript has 10 exons. Gene Ontology annotation, biological process: endoplasmic reticulum tubular network organization. Gene Ontology annotation, cellular component: endoplasmic reticulum tubular network. Lineage: Eukaryota; Metazoa; Arthropoda; Insecta; Thysanoptera; Thripidae.